UAUAUUCUGAACGAAAUAAAAACUAUUUUGAUUAUAAUCAUAACCUAUAAAUUCUUAAAUACAGGUAUACGAAAAUUAUGCGUCUUAAUGUCAAAACUUUGUCGUUUCUUAAAGGAAGAGUAACGACCUUGGAACUCUUGAGGGAUAAGAUAGAGCGUCUGGGACCAGGAAAUAUCAAAGGAGAAAAUCAAAGUAAGUGGAGAGAAGAAACAGUCGGGGGGGCUUCCUCGUGGGUCGAUCGUUCGUUGAAAAAGCAAUAAGAAGAAAAUAGAAUAAGAAAGAGAGAGAGAAAGAAAAAAGGAUAAGAAGAAAAGAAAGAAGGAGUGGGAGGAAAAGAAAAGAAUAGAAAAAGAAAAAAGGCGCCGUCCUCCUAGUGGUCGUCCGGCGAACGUCUUCGUGCAUUUUAAGACGCGGCCGGUGGCCGGUCAAUAGUUUCCCGGUCUCUCUCUCUUUCUCUCCCUCUAUCUUUCUCACUUCUCCCUGUGUCUGUAACUCUCUCUGUCUCCCUUUAUCUCUCUUACUCUCUUCGGUCGUACACCUGUCCGUCGUGAAGUUGCAGACGGAGAGGUAGGAAGGGGUUAUGGUCAAUAAACGCAACCACGUCACACGCAGCCUAUCGGCGACCCCGCUUGGCCCCUUAAAGUGGCCCCGAACGAAAAUCUUACAUGUAGACCGAUAUUUCCUUUUGUGCGUUUGUCUACAGAAUAUCUUGAGAAAAGUAAAAUCGAUUUUCAUUUGGCCGAUAUAGACAGAUUCCGUGUGUCUGAAGGAUUGUACGAUUGUGAAACGAGACACGUGCGCGUGCCGGUAUUAACAAACGGUGGGUUCUUCCUACGUUUACGUGGAUUCACCGAAUUGCGUCCGCCAUUGUUGUGAUUGUGAACAUUCCAGAGAAGACGGCGUUUCUUAACUCGGAUGCGCAUGCGCAUUUUAUACUUGACUCGACGACGCUCUUCUUUCGAAUUUUCGGAGACGCGACACACACAUAUACGCACGCACGCACGCCACCACACUACUACUACACUACUAUUCUACUCGACUACGGUCACGAAUACGGCAUAUAAACGCGUGUCGCGGCGUGCGCGCGCCCGCCCGAGCAUUUCGAAAAUCUCAUUUACCGAUGCUUUUUUACGCACGUGCUUGCAACCCUAAUUUUACACCUGUCGCUUGCGCUCGCGCGCGCCCGCGCAUUUCGUUUGACGCAUUUUUAUAAUUAUACAUUUAAAAACGCCGGGCUACUAUUUUAUUUCUUUCUUAUUAUUUUUUUUUCUUCCUCUUUCUCUCUUGUUUUUUUUUUUUCUUUUUUCUUUUACGUUUCUACAGACAAGAAGGAAUCCUACUAACGCUCUUACCCUUUUCUUAAAGGAUCGCUGGCGUUCUUAAUGUGCGCGUCAUCUUAUUUGAUAAGAUUUUUAUAUCGAGGAUAUUAUUUUUUAAACGCAGUUAUCGAUUCUAUUGUUUAUGAUAGUUGAAUUUUAAACGAUAUUACGAAUAUAAAAGUAAUUUAAUGAUAAAUAUCAUAUUCAGAGAUACUGCAGUUCUAUCUUAUUAUUGGACAUAAAGGUGUCUACAGCAGUCUGGGAUAUAGCAACAAAUAAAAAGGAAGUUACACAGUGUAAUUGACUGGACGUAUAUGUCUAAUAUAUAUUUUCUUAAAAAUUGUUUUUCUAAAUUUUGUAAAGAUGACAAAUUAUAUUAAUAACGAUGUUUGUUAUUUGCAUAAUUGCGUGUUAUGCCCAAAGCCAAGAAAAAAUCUUACCUUAGAAAGGUAAGGGAAAUGCGAGAGUAUAGACGACAAAAACUAAUGUCUGAAACAGCAGAGGAACGUGCUUUGAGAUUAUAUACAUCGGCUGAAAGAAUGAAGAACGCCAGAGCUAAAGAAACCGAAGAACAAGCUGCGUUGAGGAGAAUGCAAGAAGCUCAGAGAAUGGCCAGGCAUCGUGCUAAGAAGAAGCGUUGUCUUGAUGAAAAUCUAGCUAGAGAAAUAUCUAAGAUCGCUGAACUCUCUAAAAUGCCAGAUGCAGCGACUAUUGCUCAAAUGUCUGAAAUGAAUAUGAACAAAAUAUCUGCCGAAUUGAAACAAAUGAUGGAGAGAGGUAAAGUUCCCGAACAUAUAGUACAGAUGGCUCAACUUGCUGAAUUUAGUAAAAUGACUGAAUUAAACAAAAUGUCUCAAGAUAUGGCCAAGAGAUACGAGAUGGAGAAGAUGGCGGAAUACGCCAAAGCAACGGAGUAUGUAAAAAUGCAAGAAAUAGCCAAAAUGAACGAAAUGGUUAAAUUGUCUGAAAUGGCUAAGUACAAUGACAUUACAAAGAUAAAUGAAAUAGCCAAGAUGAAUGAAAUGAUUAAAAUGUCUCAAAUGGUAAAAAUAAAUGAGGCACAAAGAAUGAACGAAAUAGCCAAGUUAAAUGAAAUGGUUAAAAUGUCAGAGAUGGCUAAAUACAAUAAUGACUUAACGAAACUCAAUGAGAUCGCACAAAUUAAUGAAAUGGCUAAGGAAAUAGCUAAGAUGAACGAAAAAACUAAAAUGAAUGAAAUGAUAAAAAUGGCUAACAUACAAAAUGAUAUAGCCAAAAUACCGGAGUACUCGAAGAUAGCUGAAAUGGCCAAAUUAACAGAGUUAGCUAAGCUCAAUGAAAUAACAAUAACAAAAUUAAAUGAUCCACCACCUCCGCCUCCUCCACCAAAAGUUGCUGAAAUUCCAAGAAUUCCUGAACCUGUGAUUACUGUGCCAAACCCAAGGAAUUUGCAAAAUGUUCAAACUGUUCAAGUAGCACAGGCUAGCCCAUCUAGUACGAUAAACUUUCCGUCUGUGCCUGGCCAGGGUAAAUAUGCCCAAUUACUGGUUAUUAUCGAAGAACUUGGUAGAGACAUUCGCCUCUCGUAUGCAGGAAGUCGUAGUGCCGCGGAACGCCUGAAAAUGGGUAUACAGCAUGCAAGGAUUCUAGUACGUGAAUGUUUGUUAGAAACUGAACAUAAUGCGCGACAAUGAUCUGUCAAUGAACUUAGCCGCUAGAUUUUUAGCAGAUUAUUUUUUAAGGUGAUAUGUAUGAUCCAUUUAAAGCAGCAGAUUAUUGAUUUUGUUCAAAUGAACUGAAAGAGGUUUACAAGUCACAAAUAAUAUAUCUGCUGCUAUGUAUAUUAUGCCAUCUUGCCGAUAUAAGCUUAGUACCACUUUGACAAUGAAUCAAAAUGCAUUGUAAUGGACUGCUUGUUUCAAAAUAUUAUUCAAUCUGAUAAAUACUUGUAAUGUAUUUGAUAUAUUAGAUUGUCAAAGAGAAGAACUUUUAAGCCAGUGAUAUUUAAGGCUUAAUACAUAUUAU
This is a messenger RNA of Polistes canadensis, 3323 nucleotides long. Its product is annotated as IgA FC receptor-like. Bases 1733 to 2992 code for a protein of 419 amino acids. Lineage: Eukaryota; Metazoa; Arthropoda; Insecta; Hymenoptera; Vespidae. The transcript is spliced from 2 exons. Gene Ontology annotation, cellular component: cytoplasm; nucleus. The record is from RefSeq and is a predicted model, not a curated record.